This is a messenger RNA of Synchiropus splendidus (mandarinfish), 445 nucleotides long. Its product is annotated as cytochrome c oxidase assembly protein COX14 homolog. Bases 139 to 315 code for a protein of 58 amino acids. NCBI's taxonomy places the organism in Eukaryota, Metazoa, Chordata, Actinopteri, Syngnathiformes, Callionymidae. The transcript has 2 exons. The record is from RefSeq and is a predicted model, not a curated record.
GAAGAAGAGUGGCUCCGCUACUGCUCGGCUUCCGUAGCUUACGAAAGCAAAGGUGACUAGCGUCUCUGCUAAUUUCGCAUGUUCCUGCUGCAACUUUGAACUGAUCGGGAGUUUUUCCACAAACAAAGAGCCCUCAACAUGGUUUCUGGGAAGCGUCUGGCUGAUAUCGGGUACCGGGCGUUCUCUGCGUCGAUGAUGGUGUUGACGCUGUACGGCGGAUACCUGUGUGCCAUGCGAGGAUACCGCUACAUGAAGCGGCAGGAGCAGCUGAAACUGGCAGCGGAAAACCAGGACGCUGAACUCAUCAAGGACUGAUCUCGUUCUGUGUUUUUGAAGAAGGACUGUGUGAAGAUGAGGCCCCGCUGAGGAGCCUCGUGAUUAUAUCAAACUGUGGUGGAUAAAAAGUCGCUCAACAUGUGGAAGUUUGAUUUAUAUUAAAUGUAUU